Molecule: messenger RNA, 122 nt
Organism: Scutellospora calospora
Lineage: Eukaryota; Fungi; Glomeromycota; Glomeromycetes; Diversisporales; Gigasporaceae
Source: the annotation of a GenBank genome assembly
ACCUUAAAAAAGAAUUAUAUAUCACUCUUCAAGAUUCUUCUAAGAUAGUCUCAUAUAAUACUAAAUUGCAGAAUAGAUAUGAAAAACAAGAAAAAAAAAUUAAUCAGGAGAGAGAACAAUAG